Ooceraea biroi (clonal raider ant) is the source of this 2628-nucleotide messenger RNA. RefSeq lists its product as uncharacterized. NCBI's taxonomy places the organism in Eukaryota, Metazoa, Arthropoda, Insecta, Hymenoptera, Formicidae. The record is from RefSeq and is a predicted model, not a curated record.
CAAACGAUUGCAAUAAAAAAAAAUAAGAUUUAUCAUAUUUGUCUGCUAACUAUACGGCGGUAUUAUAAGUGGCUCCAAACAAUUCUAACAAUAAUCUGAUGUAUUCUAAUUCGACUUCUCAACUUAAUUCGAUAACUGUGACUUUAUCAAUUAUAUAAUUACUAAUUUGCAGCGUAGAUUCCAAUCAUUUUAAAGAAUGGAGUUGAAAUAACUCGAGCAACGAAAUCUAGAUUGUAACGAAUAAAUUUCAAUAUAAAGAUCUAGCUGAUUUUUUUUUCUCCAUCUUUCUUCCUCCUUCGCUUAAUAAUUUCUCAUCAAAUCUCUUUUUCUACAAUAGAGAUCAUCGCUACCAAAUUAUAAAAUUGUGUAUCACUCGCAUCAAUAUAAUACUUACGACGACGCAAAGUCACAAUAAUUCCGCAAAUCGCAUGGCGUUCCGAAAGCUUCCUCCAAUCUGCGCUAAUACAAGACCGAACGAUGCAAAAGUACGAAAGACAUCGCGCGGAUACCUAAAAGACAUCCCAAUUUUUUCGGACGUCCUCCGGGAGGUCCGUUGGACUCUCGUGUUGUUCGGCAAGCGCGGCGAUUUUCCUCUCGAAAAUCGUUGGCCCGCGCGCGGGAGCCGCGACGGGAGGAAAUCCCGUGGGUGCCGCCGUCAUUUAUCCCGUUUGCGGAAACAUCGCAACGUGAACGGCUAUUGACUUCUGCCUCUACGAUGGACAUGAGCAUCGACGACGACAACGACAACGACGAUGUCUCUUUUCGUCUGGGAGAGAUGUUUAACAGUUACAAGGAGCUGGAGCAAAAACUAAAGCGAUUCUCAAGACACAGUCUGGUACAUUACUGGAGGCGAGAUAGUAGAACCGUGAAGGGGGCUCACAUGAAAACUGCUCGGCCUAUCAACGACCAACUCAAGUAUUACUCUGUUAAAUAUGCGUGCAUCUACGGCGGACAAAAGUUUCUUCCACGUGGCGCUGGCAGAAGGCAAUCGCAGUCCAUACGCACCAACUGCCCUGCUCACAUCAUGCUCAGGGCUUCCAAAGAUGGCACAAAGCUGGAAGUGACCAGUGUCAACAACGAACAUAAUCACGAAAUCUCAGAGGAGUUGUUCAAGAAUCUUCCGCAAGAGAGGAAGCUCUACGGUGAAAUCAAAGAAGAGGUCGAGGAUCUUAUGCAGUUGCACAUCGAUCGUAAAAGACUAAAGGAGUACGUGCGAUUGCGCACCAACAAGGUACUGCGGUCCAAGGAUCUGUUUAACAUAGCGGCGGCUAACAAACGAAAGAGGUUCAUCACGCCGCAGCGAGCGUUCGAAUUAUACAGGAAGAUUCACGACAUCGAGAAAAUGUCGCAGAGCGACAACGGUAGGAAGCUGUAUCCCGAGUCCGAGGACGAGAUUGCGCAGACCAUAAAGAGAAUGAAAAAGGAACAUGAGUCUGCCUGGGGCCAAGAUCCACUGUCGACGGAGUUAGAAGUAAGCGAGGGAAACGACGGCGAGGAUUCCUACAGUGCUCAGUUGACGCAGGAGGAAGUGGUCGGCGAGAUCGACGCGAACGAAGGCGAAUUGCUGAGGGCGAACAACGAGGGUGACAUAAUAGCGGCUGACGGGGAGAUAGUGGGCGAACUGGUGAUGGAGAAUGGCGAUCCGUCGGUGAUAGUCGAGUCCAUUGUUAACGCGGACGGUUCGGUUUUCGUGGACGAGAGGGAGUUUAACAGUUACUGCGACAAUCACUUGUCGCACACGGUGGAUGAUAGCCAGUCACCAAAGUCACGUGUUUUAGAUAUAGAGGCAAUCGCUCCCACCACGACGAUCGAGAAAGUGACGAAAGAUACGUCUACUUCGCCUCACAAGUCGCAGAGCGAAUCGUUGCAGUUGCAACAAUCGCCAAAGUCGUCCGGCAGCUUCCACGAGGCGGACUCGAGGAUUUGGAUUAUGAAGGAAGGCCCUUCCGUAGAAACGGAGGCGGAGAGCGGGCCUGAGAGCGAGGCGAACAUAACGACGACCAAGCCGAUCUCCAUAACGGACGUGGGGGCUCCCGAGAUGGUACUGUCCGACGAGGCGAGUCACCAAUUGCUGCAUGAACAGCUGGCAGUGUUGCGCGCCGAAAAGGGGAAACUGCAUCACGAGACCGAAAUGCUGAAGCUGAAGAAGGAUAAAUUAAAGUUGCAAAUCAAUUGUUACUCGAAUGAGAUAAAGAAGCAGGAAAUGGAAAAGGAGAAGCUCAGACUCGAAAUCAAGUUGCUCCAGUCGAAAGUCAUGGAAGAUGCCAAUGACGUGUCCCACUACAUUUUUGUGCCUUGAACGCUCGCACUUCGUUGCGAAAGAGAUGUAUAUAAAUAUCACCUGUGAUCAUCUUUUGCCACACGGGAGGGAAUUUCUGACCAGCGCUACUAACUGUAAAUAGUAUCAUAUGUAUCACUUGAGACGAUUCACGCAUGAAUGACGAAUGUAUCCGGGGAUAAUGUAUAUUGCUGUGAUCAUGAACGAGAUUCGGUCGGUUAGAGUAGAUUUUGUUACUAAUUUCGACGAAAGGAUAUUACAUCCUCGCAAGGAUAUUGUAUGUGAUAGAUAACAAUAUAACUAUGCAUCUUAAGUGGGAAUGGAGAGAGUAAAUGAAAAUUUGUAAAGUA